This is a messenger RNA of Amblyraja radiata (thorny skate), 2194 nucleotides long. RefSeq names its product anosmin-1-like. The record is from RefSeq and is a predicted model, not a curated record. Gene Ontology annotation, cellular component: extracellular region; cell surface. The coding region runs from base 171 to 2129 and encodes 652 amino acids. Gene Ontology annotation, biological process: neuron differentiation. The transcript has 14 exons. NCBI's taxonomy places the organism in Eukaryota, Metazoa, Chordata, Chondrichthyes, Rajiformes, Rajidae. Gene Ontology annotation, molecular function: peptidase inhibitor activity; protein binding.
CUAGUCUAGAUGGGUGAAGUCUGGGCAAGGGCUAGAUCACAGAUGCUGAGACUGCUGUUACUGUAAAGGUGCAAAGUUGUGGUGCAGUGAGCGGUGAAGUUCACAGCAGCUGUGAAGGCGGCUGCAGGCAGGCGCGGUGGUGUUGCAGGCUGUGUGUGUAUUGUGGAGGGAUGCGAGUGGUGCGAGGCGCCGCGAUGCGCUGCCUGCUGCCCGGGCUACUCUGCUGGCUGCUGCCGGCGGGCGCGAGGCGGCCCAGGGACACCGGGAACACCACCGCCGCCCACAGCGUCUCCCGGGCCCGCUGCACCUCGCGCUGUCUCACGCUGCACAUCGCGCAGCUCAGCGCCAGCUUCAGGAGUCUGCAGAAUGAUGAGAUUGUAACCUGGUGUGAAGGCCACAGGAGAUGCACACAGUGUCUACAACCUUGCAAGGUGUUGUGGGAUACCAACAAAAAUCAAUGUCAGCAACAGUGUGAGAAGCACCAUGAAUGUUUGACCAGCUGUGAGUUUUUGAGAUCCAUUCAAACGGUGAAGCAAGGGAAUUGUCCUGCACCCCAGAGAGCCUCCGGCUUUGCUGCAGCUUGUAUCCAAAGCUGCAACGUAGAUACUGAGUGCCCCAGUAUCAGGAAGUGUUGUCCUAAUGGUUGUGGUCAAACUUGCCAAACACCAGCAAAUAUGUUCAAAGGGGUCCCAUUAAGGCCCAAGAAAGAAUUGAGUUUUGCAGAAGACAAAAGUGGAAAGCUCUCAGUUGCAUGGAUGUCUCGGUUCAAUGUUUCCAUGGAACCAGUAUUUUAUAUACUGCAGAGAAGAUGGAAUUCAGGAAUGUAUCCGAGUGAAGAUGAUGCCAGCAAGUGGGAGACGGUUGCUUAUACAACAGAGGAGCAUGUUGGCCUGAAAAAUAUGAGACCAAACAUAUGGUACCAGUUCAGAGUGGCUGCCGUCAACAUUCACGGAACCCGAGGUUUCACCACCCCCAGUAAACACUUCCACUCCUCGCGAGAUCCCUCACCACCAGAUGCACCGAGUAAUUUGAGGAAAGACAACUUCACUGCAAGGCACAAUGGCGCUUUCAGUCUAAGAAUUCACUGGGAUCCACCCCAAGAGAAAGAUCUUUACAUUCACCAUUACAAAAUGUACUGGAGUCAAUGGGUUUCUAGGAAAACUGUUUUACUCACAAAGAAGGAAAACUGGAAGAUAAUUGAUGGGGUGAAAGAUGAAGUUGAAAUUGAAGACCUUCAGCCAAACACACAAUAUCUGGUCCAAGUACAAUCAGUGGCCAAUUGGGGACAAAAGCGAUUAAAGAGCAGUAAAGCCCUGUUUUUCUUUACUACUCCUUCAACAGACAUCCCAUCAAAUGAAGCUAUCACUACAACAGAAGUGUCCAAUGAACUUCCACACAUUCAUCAAAUGUUUGACAUUGGAAGUCUAGAGGCUGCAGACCCAUAUUACCAUGGCAACCAGCUGCAAGUUAAAGUGCACUGGAAAAAAGCAAAAGAAGAGAAUCUCAAGGAUCACAAUACCUACCUGCUAACAUGGAUGCCAGAAUCUUGUGCCAAGAACAAUUCACAAAUACAGCAACAUGCAACUGUCAAGGGUACUCAUUUCAUUAUCAGCGGGCUCUUAUUUGCUUGUGACUAUAAGGUGACAGUGCAACCCAUCAUUCUCCAGGGACAGGCACCGCAGGCCAUAACCUAUGUGACAACUCCGCAUUGCAGCAAUUCAAUUAAAGCCAAAGUGUUAAAACGCCUAUUUUGUGCAAAAAAGGGUCUUCGCCAGACAUCCAUUAAAACUUCCCGAAAGGUUACAUUGAAAGCAGAAAAGCUAACUGCGACUUUUGUUGCCAAAAAUGGCUCAGUCAAUGGAGAGUUUCACUGGCAGGUUUUACGAAGCCAACAUCAUCAGCAAGUCACUGGGUACCAAAUAAAUUGGUCAGAGAUAUCAACUGCUAACAGACCGGUUGUCAUGCCGAACAAGACAAUUUCGCAGUUUCAGAUACUGCCAUCAGAUCAGCCUUUUACAACAAUCCCCAAACUUCGACCUUCAACCACAUAUUGGAUUCAGGUUCAAGUCUUGACUACAACUGGGAAAGGCCCAGCCACUGUUAAAAUAUUUCAGCUUCCACCCGUUUAAAACAAGGCCUUAUAAAGGUGCUAUCUGUGACAAUCAUUCGUAUCUGCUGUCAAGAACCGCACAAC